Megalopta genalis is the source of this 4976-nucleotide messenger RNA. RefSeq names its product Tis11 zinc finger protein (gene Tis11). The record is from RefSeq and is a predicted model, not a curated record. Lineage: Eukaryota; Metazoa; Arthropoda; Insecta; Hymenoptera; Halictidae. Gene Ontology annotation, molecular function: mRNA binding; metal ion binding.
GAUCCGCGCAUCCUCAGUUCGCAUUCGGAGCCCCUGCGAGCUGUUUCUCCUCGAGAAGGAAAAGAAAGAUCCGAAAGGGAGCUUUCAAAUUUCCCCUCCAAGGGAGCCGCGAUUCACAGUCUGCAAUACGAAAACGAGUGCCAAGUUAUCUCGAAGCACGUAGUACAUACAAAAUCCUUUGUCGUCGGUCACCGUUAUUAGAUAGAAAGAAGAGUAUCGUUUCUCGUUUUUCACGGUGGUAUCCCGACCUCGACACGUGACUGCCGCACUAAGCAAAGAACCUCGAAACCGAGAGAGGAGCAACGGACCGUGGUUCUCCUGCACCGUAUAGUCGACGCGAGAGAGGAGACGCUCGCCGAGAUCGUUUCGAGUUGUUCUCCGAUACCGUGACAAAAUCCGGCUCGGGUUCUGGCUGGUCUCUCCGUCGCGGAUUGAGAAUAUCGACACGGGUGUGCUUCCAAUGUAAAUCAACGACCGAAUUAUAAUCACGGAGUGGCAGUUUUUGUGUUUCCACGAGGAAAAGUUUCGAUCCCGCGGUUUUUCAAUUUCGCGCUGGUACAACGGCACGCACGUCGCCCUGAUCUCGAUAAGGAAGAAGUCUCUCUAGCCACUAUCGGAUCGCGAGAAGAUAUAUUGCGCCUAGCUACUCCAGUGUUUCAUAUAUAUUUAUAUACUUUUUUUUUGUGCGACACCGAGAGGGAACAUGUCGACCGCCGUCAUGAGCACACCAAUGUUCGAGUGUAGCGAGCAUCUUUUCAAGAAUGCAGCUACCGCGAAGACAAAGGAGAUAUCCACGUCGUCGACAGCGAGCAACAAUGGCAACAGCACGACCGGUAAUAACGGCGGACACGCGCCCCUACGUCGAAGCUACACCUCCCUGGUAACCACUUUGAUCGAGCAGCAUCGUAAACUGGACCGGAGUGCAAGCGAGCCGACCUCUCGCUACAAAACCGAGUUGUGCCGGCCAUUUGAGGAAAGCGGUACCUGCAAAUAUGGCGACAAGUGUCAGUUCGCGCACGGCUACAGUGAAUUGCGCAAUCUCGCCCGCCAUCCGAAAUACAAGACCGAGCUGUGCCGUACGUUCCACACGAUCGGGUUCUGCCCGUACGGGCCCCGGUGCCAUUUCAUUCACAACUUCGAGGAGGCGCGGAUCCACAACCAAAAAGUGAGCGCGCAGCUGGGCUCGACGCAGCCGAACAUCAUGGGCCUGAAUCCGUUGUUGAGCGCGGCAACGGCAGCGGCGGCGGCCGCGGCGGGCAACAAUUGCAAUGGCUCGAAUGUGAACCUAACCGUGAACAGUGUCAGUCUCCUCGAGCAGAUCGUUGCGUCUCCGCAAGUGGCCGCGGCGGCAGCUGCGGCGACGCCCAGCCUGAUGCGGACCAACUCGUUGAGCCUGUGCAACAACAACAAUCACAGCAACAACAACAACAAUAACAACAACACGUACAACCCACCGUUGCUUAGAACGAACUCGCUGAGCCUGACGACCACUCAGCACCACCAUCAUCACCAUCAUCAUCAUCAUCAUCAGAACGGCACGACGGGCGUCAGCUCAGUUAUCGGCGCUACCAGGCCGAAGCCGUUGAAUCUGAGCCCGACGUUCUCGCUCGGCAGCACGGGGGACUCGAUCUCGCCGUCGUCGAGCCUCAGCCAGUCGCCGACGAACUCGAUGGCCAGCUUCUUCAGCGACGAUUGCAGUCAACAGCCGUCCCUAAGCUUACCCACCACAGCGUUCAGUUUCGGCCAAGAUUUUGGAUUGCUCGCGACGAGACAGAGCCCUAGUCCACGAACUAACAGCAUGUGCAGCCCUUUGAGUUCCGACGAGCUAACGCCGAGGACGCCGUCGCCGUUGUCGCCGAAUGCGGACUCGAGGCUGCCGGUGUUCAACAGGAUCAGCAGCACCCUCGCCGAUUUCGAGAACCUGAAGAUCUAAGGUGCUUCCCCUUCCCCAACCCCCCCAAAACUCCGUAUGUCAGUCGACUGUUUGGUAUAACUUUUCAAAUUUACUUUCCCGAAGACGCACGGACGGCUCACGAAGACGUUAAAACGAAAUGAAACGAAGGAGACAAAGAGCUUCGGAUCCGCAAACACACGCUAAUUUAUCUAACCGCAAAAGACAGGAGAAUGUGAGGGAGAGAGAGAGAGAGAGAGGACGGACUCUUCCACCGACUCGAGGAAAACUAUUCUUUCUUUCGUUCGUUCUUUCCUAUUUUUAUUUACUUUUUACCUUGGGAAACAAACACGCGGUAAUCUGCAUUUCUCGUGUGGGACGGAUCUUCCUCUCCAACGAACUCGGCUUCUUAUUUAAGCGUUUCUUUUCUGUUCGUAGGACACGUUAGACGUUUUACUCUCGUUCUUUAAGCGAUCCAUCUCUUCCUUUCUAUCAUAAUCGUCUUGAUGAUUAUUAUAUUAUAUUAUUAUAUUAUAUAUUAUUAUUAUUAUUAUUAAUAUUAUUAUCAUCGCUAUAAUUUUUAAUAAUAUAAUUAUUAAUAACGUUUAUCAGUAAUAUCGCUAUCGACACUAAAUAUCAUUAUUACUCUUAACCGCAUCAGUAGCGUCAGUCACUGUCUAUCUCUGGCCACCGGAGAAUCUGUUUUCUUCUCUUUUCUUCGAGUACUUUAGGUUUAACGUUCAUUUAGCGGAAAAGUCGAGAUCGUAUCAGCCCGGAUGUCUCGACCCGCUCGCGUGAGAAUCCUCGCGGGACCAUUCGAACGCGGCGUAGGAGAAAACGCGCGAGGGGAAAGAAAGAAAAAAGAUGCCGCGAGCCGGCAACGGACAGGAAGUCGGUGAAACGAGAAGGGGGGACGCGCGUCCAAGUUUCUUCCGAAUCGUAACUUUCCUCGAGCAAGUUGUUCUUUGAUCUCUGUUGGACCCAGACCAAGGUCCCGCGGUCUCGUUCCUCCGGCACCCGCGGCCGCGUUCGUUCGUUGCCGCUCGGGCAUCUCUUCCCUCAGAUCGCCCGCGAGGUAGCUCUCGAAGCGUCGUUCGAUCCGGGGCAGGUGAAACGUUGCAAUAUUCCAAAACACAGAACUUCGUUAGUUUGCGUUUUUCUUCCUGAGUCCCUUCGUUUGUGAAUAUGAAGGGAAAGGGAAGGGAAAGUUGUCUUGAGAGUGAAAGGGCGGCGGGAGAGCGCGGGUCGCGCUCUCGUGCGAGACAGAAAUGAAAGCGGACAGAUUGAUAGAGAAGAGAGAGAGAUAGAGUGAAAGAGGGAGACGGAGGAAGAAAGAGAGAAAGAGAGAGAGAGUGUGUGUGUGUGUAUGAGAGAGAGAGAGAGAUAGGUAGCGUACGGGGGCGGUGACGAAGCGCAUGAAACGGAUCGAGAAUCAAACAUCAUGCUAUGCAAAUUAAGUGGCUUAAGAACUCCGAUUGUCUUCCAAUUUUAGAGAGUGAGUGAAAGUGUGCUUGUGUGAGUGCGUGCGUUGUAGUCCGUGGCAGGAGGAAGAUGGCGCGAGACGCGAUGGUGAGAGCAGGCGAUGUGGCAAUGAGCAAAAGGAAGAUAAUAAGAGAAAGUGGUGCGUUCGCGAGUGUGUGUAGCAUUACGCAUGGGAAACAGUCGUGUCCUCCGAGUAAGUGAAUGAAAGCGUGCUCGUUUAAGGAUAAGUUAUAUACGAAGCCGUUAGGUAUACAUACAUACAUAUAUAUACAUAUAUAUAUAUAUAUAUAAUAUUUUAUAGUUGGGGGAGUCCAUAGGACUUUCGAUCGAAUCGUUUUCGAACGAAAACUUUUCUUACGGUUACAAAUAACGAUAGACACACGCGCAGAUACACAGAGACACACGCGCGCAAUUGUUUUGUUUUUUCCUUUCUUUCUGUUCUUUGUUUUAUUUUUUCUUCUCUUUUACAGAAAGGAUAUACAGAGCAAUUUCGGGAAGAAACAAAAGAUAAAUAAGUGACCGCGGAGAGUUACUUGUUUUGAAUCUUAGGUUUUUAUCGAGUUUUGAUUCUCCGAGACAAUUGUCGAUUUUCACCUCUAUGCUAUUGAACUGAAUUGUCGGUGAUACACGUAGCUCGCCAGAGAGCUUUUUGGUUCCGUUCUUGUUUUCUUUUCUUUUCAAUGCCGUCAACAUCUUCCAGAGACGCAUAGUUUUCCAUUCCUUUUUACGGUUCUUUUGACGCUGAAAACGGCUAGAACUUGAUUCCCUUCCAGAGGUUUUUUUUUCAAAUUCACGAAUGGAAGAAGAGACUUGGUCCAAGUGACGACGGGUCCAAAAAACCAACUUCUCCGGAGAGGUAUUUAAGGCAUUUUUACCAAAAAAAAAUCUCGACAAUUUUAAUAACGCAACAAAAACCAGGAUAAGUAGGUGUAGAGAUAUCGAUGUGGCUUCCUCGUAGUGCCUUAAACCGGGCCUCGAUUAGCAGAUAAAUGACGAGCAUGAAUGGUUAUAAAGUGAGACUGAGAGAGUGUGCGAGUGAGCGAGUGUGUAAUGCGAUAGAAUAAGUGAGAGAGAGAGAAAGAGAGAGAGUGCGUGUGUGUGUGUAUGUGAGAGAGAGUGAGAGGGAGAGUAAAAGUGGUCCAUCAAUUUCGUAGUAUACAAUACAUGGACGUAUGUAUACGCACAUAUUCUCUCCCGUUAAAAAAAAAAAUGUGAUAUGUAACUACUGCAAUAGAAAUAUAAACUAUUAUUAAAAAAAAAUAUUCUAUUAUAGGAAGUGAAACAAGAUGGAGGAAAAAAGAGUAAAUAAGAGAGAAUGUGGAAAGUGCGUGGAUCAGGAUCGAGCGAAAGAGAGAGUGAACGAGAGCAAUGAGGCGGCGUUAUUUUACGAGUGCUUCCGGUUUCGCGGAAGAAAUCACUUUUCGAACAUUCGAAAUUACGUUCCGGGAACGCGGAAUGAUUUAAUACGGCCGAGUUAUCUUUUCGUGACUUGAGAAGGAAAAAGUGACGAGCUGUAGCACCCGAAAAGCUAUUACUUCAACUAGCGCGCCGUCUCUUUGAGAAUUUUUUGAGAUAAAGUUCAAAGAAAAUAUUUAAAAAAAAA